CGCUUCGGCAGUGCUGCUGGGAGGCUCGCGGGCGCGGCGCCGUUCCUCGCAGUCGGGCGGCGGCAGCGGCAGCGGCAGCGGCACAGCGCUGAGCGCACCUCGCGCCGUAGCAGCGGCAGCGGCAGCGGCAGCGGCAGCAGCAGCGGAGGCAGCCCCGCGGUCACAGCCCCGGCGCUGGUGCAGCCACCCUCGCUCCCUCUGCGCUUCCUCCCUUCGCUCGCACCAUGGCUGAUCAGCUGACCGAAGAACAGAUUGCUGAGUUCAAGGAAGCUUUCUCCCUAUUUGACAAAGAUGGCGAUGGCACCAUCACAACAAAGGAACUUGGAACUGUCAUGAGGUCACUGGGUCAGAACCCAACAGAAGCCGAAUUGCAGGAUAUGAUCAACGAGGUGGAUGCUGACGGUAAUGGCACCAUUGACUUCCCGGAAUUUUUGACUAUGAUGGCUAGAAAAAUGAAAGAUACAGACAGUGAAGAAGAAAUUCGCGAGGCAUUCCGAGUCUUUGACAAGGAUGGCAACGGUUACAUCAGUGCGGCAGAACUACGUCAUGUCAUGACAAACUUAGGAGAAAAACUAACAGACGAAGAAGUAGAUGAAAUGAUCAGAGAAGCAGAUAUUGAUGGAGAUGGGCAAGUCAACUAUGAAGAAUUCGUACAGAUGAUGACUGCAAAAUGAAGGCCUACUUUCAACUCCUUUUCCCCCUUCUAGAAGAAUCAAAUUGAAUCUUUUACUUACCUCUUGCAAAAAAAAAAAAGUUCAUUUACUCAUUCUGUUUCUAUAUAGCAAAACUGAAUGUCAAAAGUACCUUCUGUCCACACACACAAAAUCUGCAUGUAUUGGGUGGUGGUCCUGUCCCCUAAAGAUCAAGCUACACAUCAGUUUUACGAUAUAAAUACUUGUACUACCUUAAUGAUAAGGAAGCACUUAGUGGACUCCUUGCAGUUCCAUUUGCUCAUGAUUAAUACACUGUUUGGGCUGGCCAGUUUUUCAUGCAUGCAGCUUGACAAUUGAGCACAGUCAGGCAUUUGUAUUAAAAACGAAAAAUGAAAAAACAAAUCUAAAACGUACUCAACUGGGUUCUAGUUCAAUUUGUUAGUAGAAAUUGUCAUAGCUGGUUUACUGAAAACAUUUAAAAUUGGUUUACCUCAGGAUGCGGUGCAGAAAAAUGGGUGAAGGAUAAACUGUCUAGAUGUAGCCCCACUUAGGACGGCCCUCCCAUACUUCCAUGUGCCCCUUCCCCCCACCCAUGGUGACGAUGACACACAUCCUGGUGGCAUGCGUGUGUUGGUUUAGCGUUGUCUGCGUUGUACUAGAGCGAAAAUGGGUGUCAGGCUUGUCACCAUUCACACAGAAAUUUAAAAAAAAAAAAAAAAAGAAAAAAAACCUUUACCAAGGGAGCAUCUUUGGACUCUCUGUUUUUAAAACCUCCUGAACCAUGACUUGGAGCCAGCAGAUUAGGCUGUGGCUGUGGACUUCAGCACAACCAUCAACAUUGCUGAUCAAGAAAUUACAAUUUACGUCCAUUCCAAGUUGUAAAUGCUAGUCUUUUUUUUUUUUUUUUUUCCAAUAAAAAGACCAUUAACUUAAAGUGGUGUUAAAUGCUUUGUAAAGCUGAGAUCUAAACGGGGACAAGGCAAUGGAGGAGAGGUCAGGACCUUUUAAAAGCCCACCGCCCAACACUGGGCUUCUCACACUCCCACCCUCCCCUCCCUGAUACCCCAGCACCAACCUCUGAGCCUGAGACCUUGCCUAAAACCAGAGAUGGCAGUUUGCUUCAUCCUAUCAAUGGACAUGUAGGUCUACUUGUAUUUUCACUGGGGGAGGGGGGCGGGGAGUGAACCCUGGUAACUUAAUGACUAUUCAGGCAGUGGCGCUCUUAAUGAAGGAAAAAAAAAAAACCACUUUUUCUCAAGCAUGUACUUAGGGGUUCUUCUCAAUCGUGCUGCUGAUUACCUGUUUUAUGUAACUACUUGAGACCACCUGUGCAAGAGACAUGAUUUAGUGUGUCUGUCUGUAAUUCGAUCCUCGCUGUGUGGUAGAAGCAGUAGUCCCUUCUAAGCCAGUCUUGAUGCCUAAAGACACUACCGGUCACCUUUGAUUCAUGAUUUUUAAUUUAUGAUUUUAACUUCAGUCUCCUUUUCAAUUUUUUUUUUCCCUAAAGUUGACUUGACUUUGCUUCCCUGCCUCCCCCCACCCCCAAGUAGAACUAACUCUAGCCCCCCAGCUUGAAAGUCAAACUCCAGCCUAGAGGGGGUUUUGUGUCUCAUAAACCUGUAACCAAAACUGAGAUACUGGUACUGGUUUUUGCAGUGGGAUUGGUGUGCUUUUUAAAAAAAAAAAAAAAAAAACCUUUAAAAAGGAAUAUUGCAUUUAGUGCAGAACUCUUUCUGAAAUGAAGGCUGGAUGUGCAUUUUUCAGGGUGUUAACUGGUUGUAUCUCACCAGUGAGGAGAGUUGGGUUUUGAGUGUUUUCUGUGGGAGGUUUUAAUUUGCCAGGGAACAGCGGCAGGCUGCUAGCGAGGCAGCGACAAGCUCUUGGCAGCCAAAUGGGUGCAUUCAGGGCUGAUUUAUAGAGACCCUUGGCUUCUCCCUCUCCUACUCCCUGUCUUUCUGGCAUUUUGCAGCUUGUUAGAUUUCCUGCCAGAGGGAUGGGUCAGAGCAGUGGAGAGGAGCCCGCCCAUCUACUUUUGCUGUUGGUCCUUAGACUGGGUGGUUAUAGAAGAGGAGACCCAGAGCUAGAGGUGACUUCCAUAACUCCCCGAAUCUGGAAGGAACACCUGAGAACACCUUGGAGGUUGUUCAGGUGAGACAGGGAAGACCUAGGGCUCCUGGAUGUUUCUUACAGGGAGCCCAAGUCCUGACCCAUCUCAGGCCUAUGUCCUGAUGGCUUCUUGGUCAUUUCAAAGAGGGUUGGGGGUAACUGAACUUGUUUUUAACACUUUGCCUUCUGUCUUAACUCUUUCAUCAAGUCUUUUUCUAGAAGCUAGGUGGGCUCCAUUUUAGUGGUCCCACAACCCUUCCUAAAAGACUGCUUUUGAAACCAUAUUCUUCCAUGGCCAGCAUCCUGUAUGGGAAGAAAAGCCUUUCCCCCAGGGAGUGUCGAGUCCCAGCUUGGUGCAGAGGGGCAGCCCCAUCCUCUGCAGCCUAUUCCCUCUGGCUUCAGGGAAGACCAGCCCAGGUGGGGUGUUUGCAGACUGCAUGAGUUUGUGAGAGGACAGAGCUGGGUGUUGGGUCCAUACCCUUAAAAGUUGGUUAGCACCUCCCUGUAAACUCUUGCCCCUUACUUCUAACUGCUCUAUAAAUAUAUACAUAUAUUUAUAUAUAUAAAGUGACUAGUUUAACUGGCAUCCCGCUUGAGCCUGAGACUUGCCAUAAGAAACUGCUGAGUACUUGGCAAACACUUUCAUAGUUUUGUUCUCCAUCUGUUGGGGGUAGGUGUUGAGCAAGGCAAAUGCAUCUCAACGUUUCAGAUGGGCUUUUGACGCACUGUUGCCAAGGAAGGCUUUUUCUGAUUUUUAGACAAAUGAAUUUUUGCACACUUUAAUUGGUGUCUUUCGGCAACUUAAACACAUGGAAAAUUAGCUACUGUACAUAUUUUUAUAUUCUCUUUAUAAAAUGCAUGUCUGACUGUACCUGUAACCUGUGUUGUGACGAGAGCGGCCGUCCAGUAGGCCUCCCACGUGCUGCUGCGGCCCGUCAAGAGCAGCAGCAUAUGAUUAGCCCCUCAGCAUACUGGGAACUUCCUCCUAAACCAAGAAUGUAAAUUUGGUCAAAAGUCUGCUCUUUGUUCAUCAAUUAUUUUAAACAUUUGAAUUAAUUAUUGUAUAUCCGAAACACAUGAUCCUUUUUGGCAGUGACGAAGAUUCCACGAAUGUGUCUUACUAACCUAUCCCCUACAGCUGGCAGUUAGUAUUUUCCUUUCUUUUUCCCAAUCCCUCGAAGUUGUCCUAUAGGAGACAGAAACCCUUUGCUGUCUGUAUCCCUUGGAGUAAGAAGGUAGCGGCCUGGGUGGAGUGUGUGUUCUUUCUCCAGCUCUCCUAACGUUCCUGAGCACGUCUGUAGCAAGGAUGGCGCUAGUUCCGAUGCAGAAGCUACCCUUUACCGUGGCGAUUCGAAAAAGGAGAUGUACUUGAACGUUUCUGUAAAUCUUGAGAUAAACUGUUUGGAGAUUUAACCACCUCUCUGAUGGGGGACCAACUCUAUGGAAAUUGUAAAUAAGUUUUAUUUAUAAACCUGGCACUGUAUCCAAUAAACAUUUCUGCAGCCUUUCA
Messenger RNA from Nyctereutes procyonoides (raccoon dog), 4269 nucleotides. RefSeq names its product calmodulin 1 (gene CALM1). The coding region runs from base 225 to 674 and encodes 149 amino acids. The record is from RefSeq and is a predicted model, not a curated record. The transcript has 6 exons. Gene Ontology annotation, molecular function: calcium ion binding. NCBI's taxonomy places the organism in Eukaryota, Metazoa, Chordata, Mammalia, Carnivora, Canidae.